This is a messenger RNA of Echinops telfairi (small Madagascar hedgehog), 1917 nucleotides long. Its product is annotated as keratin, type I cytoskeletal 42. Gene Ontology annotation, cellular component: keratin filament. Lineage: Eukaryota; Metazoa; Chordata; Mammalia; Afrosoricida; Tenrecidae. The record is from RefSeq and is a predicted model, not a curated record. The transcript has 12 exons. Bases 1 to 1917 code for a protein of 638 amino acids. Gene Ontology annotation, molecular function: structural molecule activity.
AUGCCGUCGGGCUGUCUGAGCUCCGUGCUGCCCUCUGCGGGCGGCACGCCGUUGCUUCUGCUCCCCUGGUUGAGCCAGCUGGCCGCGCGCAGCGGGCGGGAUUUCCCAGGCUGGUUCUUGGAAAGCGCCUUGGCCCUGGAGUUGCGGACGGAAGCGUCCGGCUUCCCCAUUGGGGAAAGAAGAGACCAGAGCACGGAGCGGGAGCUCCGAGGUGCCCUUUCCUCUCCCCGUGCCCGCAUCCCUGGGCCAGGCGGUGUCUGCUCCAUGCGCAUCCUCGCUUGUGCACUGGAACACGCCUCACCUGCCCCGGAGGUCUUCCUCUGUGCCAUUGGGGUGGAGCCCGCCCUGUCUCGCCUCCAGGCCAGGUUGGGCCCGGGUGGGGUUGGGGUGCUCUCGGUCAAGCCCCGGGCCCUGGGUGGCCGGCACACCAGCAAAUUACACGGCUCAGGGUUUGGCUCCGACUUCAAGGGCCAGGGCCCAGCCCCUCAGCGGCCGGGCUAUAAAGGGCUGCGGGGUCUGGCCCAGACCAGCCCUGCAUUGACCUGUGGCAUCAUGGCCGUUACCACCAGCAGCAUCCGCCAGUUCUCCUCCUCGGGCUCCUCCAAGGGGCUGUGCGUGCCCGGUGGAGGCUUCUCCCGGGUGUCCUCCGUCCGGGUCGGGGGCGCCUGCCGGGCCCCCAGCCUCCUGGGAGGGGGCAGCUGCAGCAACAUGUCGGUCACCUCGUCCCGCUUCUUGUCCGGCAUGGGGGGUGGCUAUAGCAGUGGCGGCUAUACCUGCAGCCUGGGUGGGGGCUUCGGCUCCAGCUUGGGUGUGUCGGACACCCUGCUGGGGGGCAGUGAGAAGGAGACCAUGCAGAACCUCAACGACCGCCUGGCCGCCUACCUGGACAAGGUGCGUGCCCUGGAGGAGGCCAACGCCGACCUGGAGGUGAAGAUCCGAGACUGGUACAAGAAGCAGGGCCCGGGGCCCGCCCGCGACUACAGCCACUACUUCAAGAUCAUCGAGGAGCUGCGCAGCAAGAUCCUGGCGGCCACCAUCGACAACGCCAGCCUCGUGUUGCAGAUCGACAAUGCCCGCCUGGCAGCCGACGACUUCCGCACCAAGUACGAGACGGAGCUGAACCUGCGCAUGAGCGUGGAGGCCGACAUCAACGGGCUGCGCCGGGUGCUGGACGAGCUGACGCUGGCCCGCGCCGACCUGGAGAUGCAGAUCGAGAACCUCAAGGAGGAGCUGGCCUACCUCCGCAAGAACCACGAGGAGGAAAUGAACGCCCUCCGUGGCCACGUGGGCGGCGACGUAAACGUGGAGAUGGACGCGGCCCCCGGCGUGGACCUGAGCCGCAUCCUGAACGAGAUGCGCGACCAGUACGAGAAGAUGGCGGAGAAGAACCGCAAGGAUGCCGAGGACUGGUUCUUCAGCAAGACAGAGGAGCUGAACCGCGAGGUGGCCACAAACACGGAGGCCCUGCAGAGCAGCAGGACCGAGAUCACGGAGCUGCGGCGCACCGUGCAGAACCUGGAGAUCGAGCUGCAGUCCCAGCUCAGCAUGAAAUCGUCUCUGGAGGGCAGCCUGGCAGAGACGGAGGCGCGCUACGGGGCGCAGCUGGCGCAGCUGCAGGGCCUCAUCAGCAGCAUCGAGCAGCAGCUGUGCGAGCUGCGCUGCGACAUGGAGCGCCAGAACCACGAGUACCAGGUGCUGCUGGACGUGAAGACGCGGCUGGAGCAGGAGAUCGCCACCUACCGCCGUCUGCUGGAGGGCGAGGAUGCCCACCUGGCCUCCCAGUACUCCUCCUCAUUGGGCUCGCAGUCCUCCCGGGAGGCUGCAGUGACCACCCGCCAGGUGCGCACCAUCAUGGAGGAGGUCCAGGAUGGCAAGGUGGUCUCCUCGCGAGAGCAAGUGCAUCGCUCCACCCACUGA